This is a messenger RNA of Striga hermonthica, 1146 nucleotides long. The record is from the annotation of a GenBank genome assembly. NCBI's taxonomy places the organism in Eukaryota, Viridiplantae, Streptophyta, Magnoliopsida, Lamiales, Orobanchaceae.
AUGGGGUGUAUCCCCUGUUGUUUUAGAUCAUCAAAGAAUGAAGAACAUAAUGGUACAAGAAAUGGAGUUAAAGGUUUUUCAAAUGAGGGUUCAUUCAAAGACAAUUCAGCAAACAGUCGUGUAAAUAGAGUGAGUUCAGAUAGAUCAAAGUCGCGAGGUAGUAAUGAUCCUAAAAAGGCAACUUCAAUCCCGAAAGAGUCGAAUAUUGCUGCACAAACGUUUACCUUUCGUGAGCUGGCUGCAGCUACAAACAACUUCAGACCAGAGUGCUUGGUUGGAGAAGGUGGGUUUGGACGUGUCUACAAAGGUCAUCUCCAAGGCACAGAACAGGUGGUAGCUGUUAAGCAGCUUGAUCGAAAUGGGCUUCAAGGAAAUCGAGAAUUUUUGGUGGAGGUUCUAAUGCUUAGCCUUUUGCACCAUCCAAAUCUCGUGAAUUUGAUAGGUUACUGUGCUGAUGGUGACCAACGACUUCUGGUGUAUGAGUACAUGCCAUUGGGAUCCCUGGAAGAUCAUUUACAUGACCUUCCAGUGGGUAAGGAACCACUGGACUGGAACACGAGGAUGAAGAUUGCUGCAGGGGCAGCUAAGGGCAUAGAAUACUUGCAUGACAAAGCCAAUCCUCCUGUUAUAUACCGAGACCUGAAAUCCUCUAACAUCCUCCUCGAUGAGGGCUUCUUUCCCAAGUUGUCUGAUUUUGGGCUCGCAAAACUGGGUCCCGUCGGUGAUAAAACCCAUGUCUCGACUAGGGUGAUGGGCACGUAUGGUUACUGCGCCCCUGAGUAUGCUAUGACCGGUCAACUUACGUUGAAGUCCGAUGUUUAUAGCUUUGGAGUGGUCUUCCUUGAGAUCAUUACAGGUCGAAGGGCGAUUGACAACACAAAAGGUCCAGCGGAGCAUAAUCUCGUUUUAUGGGCCAAACCGCUUUUCAAGGAUAGGAGGAAGUUUGCAAAAAUGGCGGACCCUCUACUGGAAGGGCGGUACCCAAUGCGAGGGCUUUACCAGGCAUUGGCAGUGGCGGCCAUGUGCUUGCAGGAGCACGCCGCCACAAGACCCCUGAUGAGGGAUGUUGUGACAGCCCUCACCUACUUGGCCUCGCAACAUUACGACCCGUGCCACCUCAGCGCAGCACAAGCAACAAUCUACUAA